Parasteatoda tepidariorum (common house spider) is the source of this 1194-nucleotide messenger RNA. RefSeq names its product dynamin-1. Gene Ontology annotation, molecular function: GTP binding; microtubule binding; GTPase activity. Lineage: Eukaryota; Metazoa; Arthropoda; Arachnida; Araneae; Theridiidae. The record is from RefSeq and is a predicted model, not a curated record. Gene Ontology annotation, cellular component: cytoplasm; membrane; microtubule.
AACCUUACCUAUUGAAAUUAAGCUGCUAAAUUAAGUCUUACCUAUUGAAACGCAGAGCUAUAAGCGAUAAGCAGAGAGCUCGCCGCACUUUACUACACUCAAUACCCAAUCCUCUUCUUCACUAAACUCAAGAACCGAAGAGUCCUUCUCUUUUCUAGGAGGUGAAUUUUUAUCUCCAGUGUAAUAAAUAGGAUGUCUGAUUCGAACGUAGAACCUUCCUCUAGUCCCGACUUCUUCGACGCUCCGACUGGCGAAGAAGCUGAAAUGAAAGGUAGGAGACAGAAAGGAGAUAUUGAUCUGAUAGACGUUGUGAAUAAUCUUCGAAGCAAAAUUGCUGCCUGUGGUCAUACUCUUAAUGUAUCUCUACCGCAAAUUGUCGUCGUAGGAGGCCAGAGUUCUGGCAAGAGCAGCACCCUUGAAAGCUUCGUUGGGAGGGAGUUUUUACCUCGGGGAACUGGUACUGUUACCAGAAGACCAACCAUUGUUCAGAUGACCCCAAAUCAACAUGAAGAGUAUGUAGUGUUUUCUCACAAGCCAGAAGUCCGAUUUACUGACUUCAAGAAAGUAAGAGAGGAGAUUGAAACAGAGACUCGUAGGUAUCCAGGACCUACUGGAUUCACGUCAGAUCCCAUAAUCAUGCAAAUAUACUCUCCUCGAGUUUUAAAAUUAACUGUAGUGGAUUUGCCUGGUUUGAUCAGGAACGUUCCAGACGGGGAUGCCCGUAGUAACAUCCAGGAAGUACGAGAGAUGGUCCUGAAAUACAUUGAGCCCAAGGAAGCCCAUUCUUGCCAUCAUUCCUGCCACUCAGGAUUUUCUAACUUGUGAUUCCCUUGAAAUAGCAAGGGAAGUGGAUCCUAAGAGGGAAAGGACCAUCGGAGUUGUAACUAAACUUGAUAGACCUAACGAUGGAGAUUACAAGGAUGUUUUGGAAAAUAGAAAAAUAUAUCUACAGAAAGGAUAUGUUGGUGUGGUGAAUAGAAAUGACACUGAAGACGAGAAAGACUUGGAGGAGAUACUUAAGAAAGAGAGAGAAUUCUUUGAAAACCACGUAGCUUUCAAGAGCAUUAAACAUAAAAUGGGCAUUCCUUAUCUCAUUCAAAUGCUACAAAAAACUCUGAGGACACAUAUACUCAAGUUUUUGCCACAGCUGCGGACAGAUAUAUCUCAGAAACUUGUCGAACAUCAAAAAGAGCU